Messenger RNA from Zasmidium cellare ATCC 36951, 558 nucleotides. RefSeq lists its product as uncharacterized. The transcript has 2 exons. The record is from RefSeq and is a predicted model, not a curated record. NCBI's taxonomy places the organism in Eukaryota, Fungi, Ascomycota, Dothideomycetes, Mycosphaerellales, Mycosphaerellaceae. The coding region runs from base 1 to 558 and encodes 185 amino acids.
AUGAUCGAAGAGUACACGAAGAGAUUUCCGAGCUUUGCUGGCCUAGGAAAGAAGGCGCCCGGGGUGACCACGACUCUCAUUGUCGACAACACGGCUUACAUCUCGUCCUCGGCCAACUCUGCUGGAACAUUUCUUUACCUCCCAAAUGGCAACCGAGAAGGCUCGCGAUUUACGCAGCUCAAUCCGGCGCAUCCUUGCAAAGGUUCAGUGGAGCAAGCCUUGACUCGAUGUCAACUCAGAGCCGUCAACUCCGACACUGGCCACAGAACUGGUGCAAGUUGCGGAGAACCCAUGGCGGCCCUAGCCUUCUGCGCAACCAACAACCAGCGUAGUCUUGACAACGCGAAGAUCGUAUCUAUUACAGGAAAAGACAAGUACAAGAUCGUGCCACCUUGUGGUCAUCCAGAUGGUCAUUUGACAUACGAUGGUGAAUGGGGUUGUCAUUCCUUCAUUGAGGAGUUAGCAAUGGGCAUGCACGUCCUUUCGGCUGAUACGGGCAGAACUGCAACGGACGUUUCAGACGAUGAUAUCGCGAUUUCGUAUGCUACUUAUCCUUAG